Messenger RNA from Pantherophis guttatus, 7596 nucleotides. RefSeq names its product vesicle amine transport 1 (gene VAT1). Gene Ontology annotation, molecular function: zinc ion binding; oxidoreductase activity. The record is from RefSeq and is a predicted model, not a curated record. Gene Ontology annotation, cellular component: mitochondrial outer membrane. NCBI's taxonomy places the organism in Eukaryota, Metazoa, Chordata, Lepidosauria, Squamata, Colubridae. Gene Ontology annotation, biological process: negative regulation of mitochondrial fusion.
AGCCAUCAAUUCUGUUUUCCAUUCCGCAUUUUCCAACUCAGCAUACUGAGUUAGAUCCAGCUAGCGUUAACCGUCAGCUCCGGGAUUUGCAGGCGUCCCACAGCUGCUUAGCGCAUCUGGUCCGCCGAGCCUUCUAUUUCUCCUCCUCUUCCUCGUUUAGACACACCACUAGCUGCUAGUACCCAAGAAGCUGCCAUGUCUGGAGAAGAAACUGUCGGGGAAGAUGCGGGAGCCACUCAAACCAGCAAUGUUGCUCCUCCCGCAGAGCAGCAGCAGAACGAAGAAGCAGUGGCGGAGGCAACAGUGACUGGCGGGGAGGGAAAGGCUGCUGAAGGGACGUCGGAGGAGGCCUCCGCCGUUUCUACCAGUACCGCUGCUGCUGGUCGCCAGUAUAGAGCACUGGUGCUCACCGGUUUUGGUGGUUACGAGAAGGUGAAAGUGCAGAUUCGGCAGCUGCCUCAAGCGGAACCCAGUCCGGGCGCUGGCCAUGUUUGCGUGCAGGUCCGGGCCUGCGGGCUCAACUUUGCCGACCUGCUGGCUCGCCAAGGGCUCUACGAGAGGCUUCCCUCGCCGCCCGUUAGCCCUGGCAUGGAGGCGGCGGGAAUCGUCCUGGCCGUGGGCGAGGGCGUCUCCAGCCCAAAGGUUGGUGAUAAGGUGAUGAUUAUGGCUCGGUCAGGUCUCUGGCAAGAAAUUGUGACAGUCCAAGCCAAUCAGACUUUUCUCAUGCCGGAAGGUAUGAGCUUUGAGGAAGCAGCUGCCUUUCUGGUCAAUUACAUCACUGCCUACAUGGUUCUCUUUGAUUUUGGCAAUCUGCGCCCUGACCAGAGUGUCCUCGUCCACAUGGCAGCAGGUGGUGUGGGAACUGCAGCCGUCCAACUCUGCAAAACAGUGGAAAACGUCACCAUUUUUGGCACAGCAUCUGCUGCCAAGCAUGAGGCCCUCAAAGAGAAUGGAGUGACUCACCCUAUUGAUUACCGGGCAGCAGAUUAUGUGGCUGAAAUCCGAAAAAUUUCUCCCAAAGGUGUAGAUGUUGUUUUGGACCCCUUAGGAGGUUCAGAUACCACAAAAGGCUUUCAUCUCCUGAAACCAAUGGGCAAACUGGUCAGUUAUGGUGUAGCCAACUUGCUAACAGGGCAGAGGAAGAACCUAAUGGCUAUGGCAAAGACCUGGUGGAAUCAGUUUAGCAUCAAUGCCUUGCAGCUGCUUCAUCUCAACAAAGCAGUUUGUGGCUACCACCUGGGCUACCUUGAGGAGGAAGUGGAGCUUUUAACUGCUGUGGUGACCAAGCUAAUUGCUCUCUACAAUCAGGGCAAAAUCAAACCAAAGGUGGAUUCUGUUUGGCCCUUUGAACAGGUGGUUGAUGCCAUGAAGCAGAUGCAAGAGAAGAAGAAUGUUGGGAAAGUUGUCUUGGUUCCUGAAGCUCCACCGAAGGAUGAAAACAAGAAAACAGAGAAUUAAAGCAAGGGGCAUAGGUGAACUGUUUGACCUCAGGUUGAUUUUGGGGGACCUUUUUUUUAACUGCCUCCCCUCCCCCCCACAUCUGACCCUUGAGGGAAGUAGGAAUGGACAGGUCUCUCACUGCUGUUAAUGGAAUAAGUGACUGAAGAAAAAAAUGUCUUUUCUUGUGGUUAGUUGACGGUUUAAAGCUGAGGCAAGCUUCUGAGUUUCAUAAAAUUUUUACAGAGUGGAACUUAAAAGAUUGCCACAUCCCUAUGAAAUUAUUGGUUGGUCUAGUUUAAAAAAGAAAUUCAGCACUUCUUUUGCAAUCUUGAUAUUUUGCUCUUAAAGGAACCAUAUAGAGAAUUAUCUGAAGUGAAAAGCAUACAAGGCCAAACCUAUCAAUUGGCAAUGUCUUUGAUUUCUUGAUCUUAAAUUUUUGAACACACUGUUCAAAAAUUCCUAGCUAUGUUCUUUGUCUCUAUGACAUCUUCUGUCCUUAGCCAUCCUUAGCUCACCUCUGAAUACUUAAUGAUUAGUAAGUUUAGAGAGCGUAAAACACCCAUUGUUUUAUCAGCUAUUGGCAGUUGACAGUUUCCAUAGAAACAAAUCUUUGAAUCUGCUACUUUGGAAGGGCACAUUUAACAAACAGAACACACUAGAUAUCUCUGCAGCUGGGGGGAGAUGUGAGGAAGGGAAUUUUGUCUCUGAGGUAUUCAUUUACCUUGGUGCAACAAAGCUACCACUGCUAUAUGAAAGUCCUCUGUGCUAUCUAGGCAAAGCUCAUAUAUCAUAUUUUUUGUCAAAAUCUACUACAGAGAAUGCAAGUAUGGAAAAUCAAGAAAUUACCAGUGAAAGAAGCUGCAAGACUCCAAGUAUGGCUUCUUUUGGAGAGAAACACUGACUGUUUCCAUUUAAUGGGUUAAAUAUAUAUUUAACAGUACUAAACAGCUGACUAGCCUGUAAUAUCAAAAAAGUGAUAUCAUGGUUGCCAUCUCUGGCUUGUGGCUUGAUAUGAGGCUGCUCUAAGGAUUAACUAUAAAAACAACAGAGAUGUCCUCAGUCAAAGAUUGGAGAAAUACUUUAAUAACCUUAUUUUCUCUUACAAUUGCUGUUUAACUUAGAGACCCAAAAUAUCUAGAUGGGCAUCUGUGCCUGUGAUUUGCAAGUUACAUCAAGGAUGAAUAUAGUUUAUGCUUAAGAUUCACUGCAGAUUAAAUAUUCUCUUAAUAUUUUUAUGCUGUAGAGAAAGGGCAACAGGACCAAUUCUGUACAAGAAACAGAUUGGGCAGGAAAUAGUAACAGAUUUUUAGAUUUGUAAGAUUCUGCCUUGAAAAAAAAUCGGUCUUUGAGAAUGUUUCUGGAACUAUUUCUGCUGAAGACCUUUUUUGCUGAAUAGAUUAAGUCUGAUCCUAUUUCAUUCACCACCAUUUUCGAAAGCUCUUCCUUGAAAAUCUUCAGAGGGUUUUGGUGUAUGUAUGUCAGUAAAUAUUUUUGCUAUUUUAGGAAUUUGAUCCUCAGAGUAUUUCUCAGCACUUUGAAUUAUCCAUUUCUAAAGUUCCUUCUCUUUCCAGGAGUGUUGCCAAUCUACGUUGGGUGAGGCUGUUAUCCCUCUUCAUAUUCCAGUAAACAAAAUAUCCAAGAAAAGACUAGGGUCCCAAGUUGCUUCCUUGGACUUUUCUUUUGAUUCUCACAGUUAUGGCAGAAAAAUCCUAAAUCUAAUAUUCUGUCUUUUAUUGUCCUAGGAAAAAAUACUUUCAGUAGAUUGUAUCAACUAAGCAUUUUUCUUUCUGGCAGUUCUUUUUCUUUCACCCAUCCGAAAGCCAGACAUUUCAUUACCUUAACUAGGUAAGUUAGCACUAAUGAUGUUACCUAGUUAGGGUAAUGACACAUCUGCAAGAAAACAAGCAAGUUCAUAGAGCACCAAGAAACUCUCAUUUCAACCCUGAACUACAAAUAUUUUCCUUUAUUGAUAUAUUUGUGACAAUUGAAACCAUUUUUGACAUCCUUUUGGCCCAUCAGCCCUUGAUUGUUUAUGUUAUUUAGGGACAUCUUCAGCUUACAAUCUUUUGCAGAACUAUGUUUAUUUAGCAUGUCUGUUUUGUGAAUAGAACAUUUUCACAAUUCUUGCACAAUGCUACAGCUUUUCAAUCUUUAGUACUGCAUCUCAUUCCUGAUACUUAAUUGGGGGUAGUGGGAGAGAGAUUCAUUUUCUUAAAAAAAAAACCUGAAAUGGAACCUCAUACCUUCAGUGUAAUAUAAAUAUUUUCCUUCUCAAACAUCCAAUUGCUGAAAUAGUUGCCAUCUUGUGAUUAUGGAAACUAUAAGACAAUAUAUUUGCAAAAUUCCAACUUGAGAAGGCUAUUUUAAGACAGCUGUCUUCCUUAUACAACUCUGUUCACCAUUAUGGUGAGUAACAUAACAAAGGAGGCAUCUAGUGCAAUCACUGUGGAGAAAAUUUGGCUUGGAAUGCCAAACAUUUCUUGGAUAGUUCUAAGCAAAAGAUGGAAGUUCUGGAAGUGAUUAUUCUUGCUUUGAAUCAUUCCUUUCAUUAUUUUGUAUAUAUUAAUGUUUUAAGAUUGGUGAGUACAUCAUUUCUAGAGGCUCAAACAAAGGCUACCAAGCAUUUAUUUAAUCUGCCAUGUUCUUACUGAAAGAUAAUAACAGUACAGAAUACCAAUUAACUCAUGGUAUCCUGGAACUGGGAGGAACCAAAAGUUGUUGCUUGAAGGAGCCAAUGCUCAAUGCUAGAGCAUGUGAUUUUUGUGCAGGUAAUUCCAAAUCCAAGCCACGGUAGAUAAAGUUAGGACAGUUGGAGGAAAUGUUGGCCCAAGAACUUCCAAUGGUAUAAUGUAGUAUAAGACAGAUUCCUAGAAUUUCAUACCUUAUGGAAGGACAGCUGGCUAGUCAUUUGACUCAUUUAAGUCAAAUGCAACUUUUCCAGUUUGAAGGCCUUCAGAGAUAUUGAACUUCAACUUUCAGCAUUUCCAGCCAAGGGAAUUUCCAGGUUCCGUAUCUAAAGGGCAUCGGGAGGAGGUCUGAUAUGCAGGAGAUUCAAUAGAUAUUGGAGACUAACCUAGAGCUCUGAUUAUCUGAUGUGACCUUUCUUCUGCCACCUAUUUUAUACAUAUGUCCUCAUACCUCUUGAUAUUUUUACCAUUUCCCAGGACCUACCAAGGUACAAUUGUUUAUCUUCUAGUCUUAAGAUUAUAGGCCAACAGGAGCUUACAGAUAUCAGCUGUAUGAUCAAUAGAGAAAAUGAGUUCCCAAUUUUCUGUUAUUUUAAGCACAACAUGGGGAAAAAAGUCUUGCACGAUCAGCUGUGGUCUCCCAAGCUUUUACGAAAUAAGGGGGGGAAAGGUGGGAUGGGGAGAGAAUCUACUGUAAAACUUCAUGGGUUUAAUUAUUGGGUUUUUUCCCUCAUGCCUGUCUUCUUGCUGCUGCCUGGUGCCUUACUUGGGAUGGCAUUCCAAAACAUUUCUAACCUCAUCGUUGUAAAACUGCAAGGAAUAGCCUUGCCUUUAAAAGAACUUAUAUGCUGCAUUGUUAUUCCCAAUUUAUUGUGCCUUGUUCCAAACUGUGAGUAAGGUCUAAUUCAAGAAGCCUUUGCCAAUGUUGACUUGUUAAAAAAGAAUGCCCCGUCCCAAGGAAACAGUUUGAAAUGUACGUAUGGCUUCUGUUCCUUAAUCAAUGAGGACAUUUAUAUAAUAGGAUGAGUUGUUACAGAAAUGCAUACAUUUUGGUGCUAUUAACAGAUACAAUGAAUUCUCCUAGAUAUGUUCAUCCUUCCUUAUGACAGCCAUCAGACAAUUUUUGCAUAAUACUGUGAAAGUGUGGUUUAAAUCUCCUGACUGCUACUUCUGACCUUAAUGGCUGGAAGCUAUUUUUAAAUUGAGUAGAUGUAUGGCUUAAUGAACCUCUGUCACAUGAUAAAUAUGGAGAAUCUGAAUUCUGUUAAUAGUAUAAUUUGUGGAACUUCCCAUUGUUGAGAGAGAAUUAACCUCUUUCCUGUAGUGCCUUUGGGAAGAGAUGAGCCAAGUAUAGUUUUCCAUGUAUUUCCAAAGGCACCACAAAGGGAAAACUGUUUUUAAACUAAAGCAGCAGCAACAGAUGUCCUGUUCCCUUCCUGCAACCUUGCUCUCUCAUGCUGAAAUCUGACAGUUUUUAAAUGUUCUUCCUGAACAGAAGAAAUCUUUAUCUUUGUGCUGAAGUGGAUUUGUCUUACUACUACUCAGCUGUAGUUCUUUUAUACAGAAAACAUCAAAUUUUAAAGCACUAUAACUAUACUCUUUGUUGCCUUGCUGAUUAAUACUGUAAUCUUGAACUUUUUAUCAUCUCUUUUAUUUUGCAGCUUGAUUGUGUGUGUCUGUGUGAAGUGCAUGCAUGUAUGUAUUUCAGACAAUGAUUUUAUGGGCCAUUCGUAAUAAUAAAAAACCUUUUUGACCACCUCUCCCCCACUUUAAAAUUAAAAUCACUCGUCUUAACUAGUUAAAACAAUGUGCUUAACUUCAAAGUUAAAAAUGUGUUGGGAUGGGGUGAGAGGAGAAAUAGGAUAUUUUCUAUUGUGAUAAAUGUUGUCCAUAAAACAAAAUACAACAUUUAUCACAAGAAACCUUUAUUGAUACAUAUUCUUGCAGAGUUCAAGAUUUUAUCAUAAAACUCCAAAACGAUGCUGCCUAGAUUUCCAUGGGUGUACGGCUGAUAGAGCAGUUUAAUUGAAAAAAGUGCCAUAUUUCAUGCUCAGUGAGCAACAUGUAGCCUGAACAUUACUGAAGGCCUAAAGAGUGUAUUUUGAAAAGCCUGUUUCUUAAGGGCUGAAGUGGGUCCUCAGUGGUAUGAACUAACAGCAGCCCUUUUACAUAGUAACUCCCACAAUGUGAUCUGGCAAUUAAUACCAGCUCACUUUAUUUAGGGACCUCCUCAAAUAAAGAAAUGAAAGAGGCAAAGCUCCCUCAGGGAAAUGAUUUACAAUGUGCCAAAGUUAACAUCGGAGCUGUCUUUAGAGAGAUUUCAAAAUACUUCUUGAAUGAAUGAAAUAUCUCUCUAAUUUUUAUAAUGUUCUCAAUUAUAGAUAGCAUAGUAUGUGCUGUGGUGGUGGUGGUGGUGGAUGGAAGGUCAAUCAGAGAUGUCUAUGGAGAUUCUCAGUCAUCCAGGUCAUGGUUAUCCUAAAGGUGUUUUUUUCCCCAAAAAACAACUGGACUUUCUUGAUUUUUUUCUUUGAAAAUGUUUCACUUCUCAUCCGAAAAACCCAAAAAAUCCAGUUGUCUUUUGGAAAAAAAGCACCUUUAGGUCACAGAGAGUAAAAUACCCAGAAUGUAUUAUUACAAGCUUUACACUCCAUUUGUAGACCCAUUCUUGUCUUUGAUUAUCAGGAUGACUGAGUUCAACUGUUCUUCAGAUUUAAACAUUUCAGAAUUCUGAGUUCAGAGGUAAACAAAUUCUUAAAAAUUUGUUUCACUUUUUUAGUUUUAAGUCUCUGAAAUAAAAACAUUUAAAAUAUUUUCUCUCCGUUAUCAUCAAUAAGCUUUUCCUUUUGUUUUCAAAGUGCAUUUUGCAUUUUGUUAGGCUUGGCUCACCAAAUCCCCAAAAAAGUAUUUAAUUACCACUGGGAGAGAUGUUAGUAAUGAAGGCUAAAGCCAAGGUAAUUGUGGGUCUUUCAGAGGCAGGAAAAGCUCUCCUUUUGUCAAGGCAGGCCUGUUUUAUUUGCAUGAUUGUUUUAGUGUGAUGUAGGCUUGAAUGACAAGCAGUGGAUAUCCUGGCCCUGCAGAGCCAGCUGUGGAAUCACCACUGUUGCCAAAUAGAAUCCCCCCAUGCUAGGGAGAUACUGAUGAUGAAAGGCUGUUGGCAGUGAGGGCAGGCUGCACAGUCCCUUCACACCUGGUGACAGCACCUGCCCACCCCCUCUGCUUUGGUUGGUCCACAAACAGCUUUUGUGUCUUUAUGGUUCAAGAUGCUUUUUCAAGUCUUUGUGGUGUUUGAAAAGAAGUCCUCUUCUGCUUGCGCCUGCGUGUGUGCCUGCGUGUACGUGUGUAUCAACAAAGCAAAUGUGCUGAUGCUGUUUACAGAUUCAGACAUGAAAUUUCUAGUCUGCCUACUGUUACCAUAUGCCUUAUGUGUUUCUUGGGUGUUCCAUUAAAAGCAUAACAAAAAUGAAAAAAA